Molecule: messenger RNA, 442 nt
Organism: Microsporum canis CBS 113480
Lineage: Eukaryota; Fungi; Ascomycota; Eurotiomycetes; Onygenales; Arthrodermataceae
Product: 40S ribosomal protein S27
Exons: 3
Coding region: 69-317 (82 amino acids)
Biological process (GO): ribosomal small subunit assembly; translation
Cellular component (GO): ribosome; cytosolic small ribosomal subunit
Molecular function (GO): structural constituent of ribosome; RNA binding
Source: RefSeq, a predicted model, not a curated record
CGCAAAACCACCUCCAGAAGCACAACCCCGUCACCUCUCCUGCUCCAGACAAGACAUAUUGAGUCAACAUGGUUCUCGCGGUCGACCUCCUCAACCCCCAGCCUCAGUCGGAGGCUCGCAAGCACAAGCUCAAGACCCUCGUGCCUGCUCCACGAUCCUUCUUCAUGGACGUCAAGUGCCCCGGCUGCUUCACAAUCACCACAGUCUUCUCCCAUGCCCAGACAGUCGUCAUCUGUGCCGGAUGCUCCACCGUCCUUUGCCAACCCACCGGCGGUAAGGCCAGAUUGACGGAGGGAUGCUCAUUCAGGAGGAAGUAGAGGACGAAUUUAACGCCAAUUCAAAAAAUGUGUUAAAAAAACGGGAUAUGAAAAAAGAUCAACAAUGGAACGUGUCAUAAAUAGCUUUUUUUACGACGAACAAGGCAAACCGCCCGCAGACCUCA